Molecule: messenger RNA, 1902 nt
Organism: Trichoderma breve
Lineage: Eukaryota; Fungi; Ascomycota; Sordariomycetes; Hypocreales; Hypocreaceae
Product: subunit of cleavage factor IA pcf11 domain-containing protein
Exons: 6
Coding region: 1-1902 (633 amino acids)
Biological process (GO): termination of RNA polymerase II transcription
Cellular component (GO): mRNA cleavage factor complex; cytoplasm
Molecular function (GO): RNA polymerase II complex binding; mRNA binding
Source: RefSeq, a predicted model, not a curated record
AUGUCGUCUGACGGGGCCGAAGUGGCGGAGGACUAUCGCCUUGCCCUGGAGGAUCUCUCAUCUAAUAUGCGCUUUGAAAUUAGCAAUUUGACAGUAAUUGCUAGAGAAAAUACUGAGCAUGCAUUGGCCAUUGCAGAUGUUCUGCAGCAGCACAUACUAAAGGCGCCACCGAACAAGAAACUGCCCGCCCUCUAUGUCAUGGAUUCGAUUGUCAAGAAUGUUGGCACUCCGUAUACGCUCUACUUCGGUCGAUCGCUCUUCAAGAUAUUCAUGGAAUCAUACGCGGUGGUUGAUCACAGCAUACGCAGGAAGAUGGAGGAGAUGCUCAAAACAUGGAAGGAUCCUGUUCCUGGAUCAAUGGACACGCGGCCCGUCUUUUCACACGAGCUGGUACGGCCGAUCGAGAAUGCCUUGAUGAAGGUCAGAGCAGCGAGCAUGCCGCAGCAGGGUCAGGGUGGCAUACCUGGACGGCCUCGCCCAGGAAUGUUCCCUCAUCGAAACACACCGACGCCGCCGGGGAUGCGUGGAUUUCCAGGCCCAGCUGGGAAUUUUCCGCCUCAACCUCACCCGUUCUCCAACGGAGGGCACCCUGGUGAGCCAAUACCCGGCAAUGCACCGCACCCUGGGCAGCAGCCCGCUCCUUAUCCCCCACCAUCCACCACGGGCUCUUACAACUCAACCCCUGUUCCCUUCCAUCCAGCGUAUGGUUCAGGUCUACCUCUGCCGUCUGGAAUAAGCGUAGAGACCUUGAACAGUGACAUUCAAAACCUGAUUGUUGCUAUGAGGGCCGAGUUCUCGCAGAACCCACAUGAUGGCGGUGUCCAGAGCAGAUUAAAAGCUCUAUUGGACCUUCAGGGCGUUGUACAACACUCGAAUCUGCCACCAGACCAGCUUGAGCUCAUUAAAAACAAAGUAACAGAACUUGCUGCCGUGACGAUGAGGGCUCCUCUGGCUCGUAACUCUGCGACUUCUACACCCCCUAUUCCAGCACCAGCGACGGCGCCACCACUGGCGCUUCCUGUGCACCCUCCUUCAACUUCUAUGAACCAUAUCGAGCCACCCAGGGCAGCCGCAGCUCCUGUCCCAAAUGCCUCGUCCUUGUUAGAUCAGCUUCGGGCAGCAGGAAUGCUCCCACCUGCUACGCCUCCAAAUAUGCCGGCUCAAAUCCCGACGCCAAUUCCUCCACCGCCGCCCUCCAUGUUCCCUCCAGGCCUUUCAGCGAGCAUUGCUAGUUUGCUGGCUGCUCACAAGCCAGAUUCUGGUCGCUCUAGCGCAGACGUACUGGGUGGCUCUGCUGGACUGGAUUCGGCCGCUUUAAAGCUACAAUUCCGCCCCGACGCUGUCGCCGCGCUGUAUGAUGACCUGGGACCUCCCUGUACGCAGUGUGGGCGGCGAUUCAAGACCGAUGAAGAGGGGAGAAGGAAGAAGACGGCUCAUAUGGACUGGCAUUUUAAAGUGCACCAACGAAGCACGGAAGCGGAGAAACGAGGCACACAUCGGAGUUGGUAUGUGGACCAGCAGGAUUGGGUCAAGGCUCGCGAAGCGGUUGAUGCGAUACACGAUGUAUCCUCCAAAGAGGAGUCUGCUCAAGCAUCAAAGGACUCGGAGGGCCCCAAGUACAUUCUCGUGCCGGAUUCAAGCAGCGGCAUCAAUAAUGUGUGCCCAAUCUGCCAGGAGAGAUUUGAGAACAAGUGGUUUGACACCGUGCAAGAAUGGGUAUGGCUUGACACGGUCUUGGUUGGCAACCGAGCAUAUCACGCCUCAUGCCGUGCCGAGGCAACCAGAGAUCGAGAAUCUACACCCGGUUUAUCACGACGCACGCCCGAGCCGGUGUUGGGAAAGCGAAAAGCAGAGACCGGUCUUACGUCACCAAAGAUUAGAGUACAGAAGACAUUUGUGUAA